AUCCUCGGAUACCUUAUCAAGAACAAAACAGAUCUCCAAUUCGACGAACUGGCUUAGUUCUAUUUCAGUUCUACUUCCAACUUGCUCGACACACAACGGAAACGGCAGCACCAUGCUGCUACUUAGGCAAACGUUGUUCAUAUUAUUGGUGCUGCACCUCAGCGUUGCGGAGCGAGUGCGGGUUAAAAAGGAAAUGUCGUUGCUUUGCAGUCCCAAACAACCAGAAAUUGACUGGAAAGCACUGGAGCGCAAACAACCCAUCGAAGAUAUCGAGUGCGGUGAGGUGAUUGCCUAUCUGCAGGCUCUGAGUCGUUACUACGGUCGCCGCUGUGAACGAAAGGGCAAUGAUUGCGGCGGUAAGGACAUCUACCCGAUGAAAUGGUUCGACAAAGUUGGUAUCAUGAUUACCACAAUGUGCCAGAAGCUGGAUCAGUAUCAAAAAGCGGCGAUAUCCAAGCAAACAGCACAGCAAAACCCGAACAUGAUAAAAUCGGAAGUUAAGUUGCCACUUUCCAAUAAGCCGAAGAAAUGUCGCCCGAAGAUAAGCAUUUAGUGUUCACUAUUGGUUGGAUUAGGUAAGACGUAAUUUUAUGUUGGCACGUGUUUGCUAUAAAUGGAAGCAGUAACUAAUAAUUAUGAUUAUUAGCAGUAAUAAGCAGAAGUUCAUUUGGUUUAACUGAUUUCAAUAAAAGGCAUAAGUCUUAGAAAUGUCCAGACUACAGUUUAGCAAGUUCCGAAACAACGUAAUCAUGGGUUUCAAGGCAAAAUUAGUGUUGAUCUCCUUAGUUGUUCUCCAGACUAAAUUCACCAAAGCUGGGGAUCAGGGUAAAUCUCUUCUCGGAAAAAUGCCCCUUCCGCCGCCAGAUCCGGCUGACGUCGAGGCAGCUAAAAAAUUGGCACCUCCGUCAGACCCGACGGACUUCCAACCAACGCUGCACAAAACGUCUCCGAAUUCGUUUGACUACGUGAACUCAAUAGGCUCUCAACCCACAUUACACCAAAUGUCUUCGGGAUCGUUCGACAGUACAGACCCCAUGGCCCAUCGACCAAUGCUACACAACCUGCCAGCCGCUUCUGAUGGUAUGUCAGAACCUUCCAGUGCUGCGGGUAGUCAACCUCGCUACUGCUACUCCCAUGGGCCAUUGCUGCCGAACUCAUUGCUACCGAAAGCGAACAAAGGAGCCAGCUCGAUAGAUGUUGGGACCGUGAGCUGCGAAGAAACGGUUGGCUAUCUGCUGGGAAUGAAUCGGUGGUACGAUCGCAAGUGCUCGAACAUGGGGACGGAGUGUCCGAGCAAGAUUCGAUAUGCGGUGGGCUGGUUUAUCGCAGCUGCGAAUAUGGUGAAAUCCCGAUGCAAUUUGACUUUAUAGAGAAGUUUUGGUAUAUUUCAAUAUGUCAAUAAAAAGCAAAACUUUUUGAGAGGAAACCAAUAAAUGAGAAUGAGAUAAUUUUUAAUUAAUUAAAUUCAAGGAUAUUUAGUCUGUAUCGACAGGUAGUGGAUAAAUUACUUUGAGUUUUAUUUAAAUGAGCCAUGUAGCCAUAUUGUUUUCCAGGCCUCAAAUGAAAGACAAAGGAAUCAGGCGGUAUAGUA
Molecule: messenger RNA, 1591 nt
Organism: Armigeres subalbatus
Lineage: Eukaryota; Metazoa; Arthropoda; Insecta; Diptera; Culicidae
Exons: 3
Coding region: 708-1370 (220 amino acids)
Source: RefSeq, a predicted model, not a curated record